AUGUGCGCCGACCGGCCGCCUAAAACCAAAAAAAUGGAGGACACGGCAUCUGCUUGUCUGUUUUCAUUUGGUGUGAUUUCAGACAUUCAGUAUGCUGACAUAGACAACCGCCUGAACUCCACAAAGACACACACAAGAUACUACCGCAAUGCCGUGGCACUUCUGACUAAAGCCAUAGACUACUGGAACAGUGAUGUCUCAUCGAUGCGGCCAGAUUUUGUCAUGCAGUUGGGAGAUAUCAUUGAUGGUUUUAACAAUGAAGGAGGCAAGACACAAUCACUGCGCAGUCUCAGAGUAAUCUUGAACCAGUUUGAUAGGCUUCCAUGUACUGUACAUCAUGCACUCGGCAACCAUGAGUUCUACAAUUUCAAUCGAGUUGAGAUAAUGAACAGUAGGCUUUUCUCGGGAGUUCAGUUUGAGACUACUCCAAGAGAUUCCAAGUGUGAGUGUUUUCCUGACUUGAUCCAGCCCGAUGAAUUCAGUGCAGAGGGGUUGGCUUCAUAUUACCAUUUCAGCCCAGCUCCAGGAUUUCGGUUUGUGGUCUUAGACACAUUCAAUGAAAGCAUCAUUGGUCAUGUGGAAAAGUGCCCCAUUCAUCAGCAGUCACUGCAUCGUGUACGUACAGUCAACAAGAACGAUGAUCUGGAAUCUCCUGCUGGGUUGAAAGUCUCCGAAAAGCGAUUUCUGGCUUAUAAUGGAGGGCUUGGAGAGAAGCAGCUGGAAUGGCUGGAAGAUAUACUGCAAGGAGCAUGCUCCGCUAAGGAAAAAGUCAUCUUGUUUGGGCAUGUUUCAAUCUACCCAGUCAAUGGAGAUCACACAUGUCUGUUGUGGGAUUACCCAAAGGUUGAUAAGAUGUUGCGAGCCUUUCCCUGCGUUGUUGCUGCAUUUGCCGGCCAUACCCACAACUAUGCACACACCAUUGAUGCGUCGUCUGGUAUCCACUUUGUUACCUUGCCUGGUAUAGUGGAGGUUCCACCCGGCAGUAACGGCUUUGGCACCAUUCUGGUGUACGCCGACAAACUUGUCCUUCAUGGAGUUGGACAAAUGGAUUCUCUUGAGAUGAUAUUUGCUUAAUUAAAGCAUCCAAAUGACUGAUUUCUUAUAACACAUCGUGGGUUUAUGCUUUAUGGUGGGUUUAGAGUGAGUGUGGUGAGAUUAUGCAAUGCAAAUUAAUGAUAUUAUUGAUAGGAUUUCUCUGUUCUUCUCUUAUUGUACAUAAUAGUUAUCCAAAGGAAGACAAGUGUUACAUGUGUUUGUUUAUGGUAUAAAUCGAGGACACACACGUGCAACAUUAUCGAUGAAUCGAGGACUCCUCGGUUGGAAAACAUGUACAAAACCAAUGAGAGCCGUUGCGAAAAAGUUACAAACAAAGGAAAAGGGAAGAGGAACAAAAGAAAAUCCUCAAUUUACACCAUCAACAAACGUGCUAGUGUGUGUGUGUGUGAUCUUCCAAUACAAUGCACUGUACUUUUGUAAGCUCUGUUGAUAUCGAUAUUUUUUAUUAGGUUAUGGAAAUUUGUGUGUGUUUUCCUAUUAUAUUUGAAAACAAAAUAGUGUGGAUGGGUGGAAAAAAAUCUUUUUUUUUCUUCAAAUGCCACAAACAUACAAUUAAACGACUACCUCAGUACUCAUUGAUAUUCUCGAGUCAUCUCCAUCUAUCAUUUUGGUGAGGCCAAAGUUUAGAGUAUUUUUAUUUGGUUUGGACUCCCCCAAAAAUUAAACACUUCUAAAUUUUCUCAAGAGGGAGCGGAAACCAAAGAUAAACAUGAACCUCAGGUUUGAAAUAGUCCUGAUAUAAUAAAUUUGAAAUACAGUUUGUGUCUGCUGACUUGGCAGUAUAAUGGAAAUCCUCUUAAGAAUCUUGCCCUUUUUUUCUAAGUUAUGCAUCUUUACUCUCCUUUUUAAUAGAUAAUGCAUCAAAUAUGAAUGUACAUGUAGAUUUUGUUUAAGCUCAAUGCAAAAAAAAAAAUAUUAAUUUAUUAAGUUAUUCGGAAAACAUUUUGAACUUAAAGUGCUACCUUACUUUUCCAUUGGAAAACAGUUUCAACAUACUUAUUUAUUCUACUUGGUAUGCAGUAUUAUGUCCUAUGUACACAAAGCUUUAAUACAUCUCACAGAUUUUAUUGUUUAAUAAAUAGAUUUUGAACUUUUAUUGUUGGGAGAGUAUUUUGCAACAUUUCAUAUUGAGGUGUUUAUUCAAUGUAAAAUAAAUUGGUUCUAAACAUUGAAUGUUUGGAGAGUCUUUUAAACAUUCCAUAUUAAAUUUUUCAAUGAAUUUAAAAUGUGAUAUUUUAUUCCAUGUUAAAUGUCUAUCUAAAGCCAAACAAUAUUGCUUACCAAAGUUAUAACCUGGGAAAAAUAAAAAGAACUAGUCAUUAGCAAUUAA
Patiria miniata (bat star) is the source of this 2386-nucleotide messenger RNA. Its product is annotated as manganese-dependent ADP-ribose/CDP-alcohol diphosphatase-like. NCBI's taxonomy places the organism in Eukaryota, Metazoa, Echinodermata, Asteroidea, Valvatida, Asterinidae. The record is from RefSeq and is a predicted model, not a curated record. The transcript has 3 exons. Bases 1 to 1074 code for a protein of 357 amino acids. Gene Ontology annotation, molecular function: 2',3'-cyclic-nucleotide 2'-phosphodiesterase activity; manganese ion binding; CDP-glycerol diphosphatase activity.